UCGGAAGAUUAGUUUUUCGUCGGACAGCAAACGGUACGGUUUCGUCGAGUCGUACACCAUUCUGUUCAGUUUUGUGGUUCAGUUUUGUGAAGUGUUCGUGUCUUCUUGAAGGAUUAUCGUGUGACAAAAUGUGGUAUUCAAGCGUGCUGGUGCGUUUUACUUCGGCGUGUUUUUGGCAUGGUAAUUUGUGAGAAGAUCGGAGUAGUGUUCGUACGUUCAUUACUAGGAAGGAGCAGUGCAAUUACACAGCCAUCUUGGCGCCAUGUUAAUGUCAAAGCACAUGUUCCCAGCAAUCGUCCUUUGUCUUCGGUGAAUAACACACAUCCGAUAUACGUCGAUCGCCAUUUUGUGUGCCAGCAACCGGUACGAGCGUUCUGUUGUUUAACGGUGUUUCUAGUGAAAUCGUUCAGUUUAGAAGAUUUAUUGCGUUACGAAGUGUGAUCUCCAAUUGUGCCCUAGAGUGUGUAUCAUUCGAUUCGUUAAGCUUUCUGUAGUAGACCUCUUCCAUGGUCUAUAAAGUGUCCCGAAAUUCAUUUGUCUCUGUGUGUCGCAGUAAAUUGUUUUCACACUGGGAAACGUAAAUAAAGUCAGUUCCAUCGACGGACAAAAUUUUCCACCAGUAGACGGCGAACGAGCAAUGACGGCAGAAAAUCUCCUGCAGACAGUACUUCAUCAUUAGUACUUCACCAUACAUCAUCUUCAUCCUACCGGGCAAGGCAACCGGUAGCUGCCAACGGCACAAUAUUUAUGCAAGUCGAUCGUAGCACCGAUUGGCAAGCAUCGCUUGUUGCAUCAUCCGUCGUCACCGUUCGUUCGGAUUUUGGUUCGCCUGUCAGCAAGCAUUCGCACCGCCUAGACUAUUUUUUACGAUCGCCCCAGUAGACACGAUUAAUUCGUGGUGCACUAAGACGCACGGCACCGGAAGUGCUGCCGCCAUCAUCAUCAUCGCAAUCAUCAAGUAGUGUGUUUGCUCGUAUCAUACACAUCAUCAUCGCCGCGCGCGCACCACAAGACUGUCCUCCACCACCACCACCACCACCACCAACAACAACAUCACCCACAACGUCGUCCACACCCGUGGUUGCCUUCAAACAUUCAAGAAAAGGGGAACUUCUUUUGGUCCCGUUUAUUUGUGCACAAAACUUUCGGGGAGAAACAUUAGGAUACCCGGAGGAAUCUCGAAACCUCCUGCCUGAAUUUGAAGCAUUGAAAAUUGUUCCGGCAUCCGGCAACGUCUCUACACCUGAUAUAAUACAUUCUCAGGACGAAUACCCGUAAUUCAAAGCAAUCGUUUAAAGAAUAGAAAAAGGUUAAAAAGAUCCUUUCCGGUGGAAGCUCCUCUACUAACGCACAUGUGCGUUUGUUCCAAAGACUGACCUUUCAAGGCCAUUUAAAACCGAAAAACAAACAACCGAGAGAUCCAGACUAGAAGUGUACGGUCGGAGAAACAUUUUCCUCUCCCGCUCGGUUUUCUUCCUUGCUCGCGCACGAGUUCAAGGUGGCGGAUCGGCGAAAGAAAAGCGCAGAAAUGCCGAAAAAUCUGCGACCACCGACGUCGAGCAGUGCGUAUGGACGCAUUGGGCUGGUGCCGGAAUCGGACGAUUCGCUCCACAGCCAGGAAGUGGAACCUCAGGUGACGGAGGCUUCGCUGGAAAUAUGGCGCACGCUUCCGGCCGCCAUCCGGCAGGAUCCCAGCCUGGCCUCGUUCCGCCAGGAGCACGAGCGAUUACACGGCCCGGACGAAGACCCGCUACCGAACGAGGAUGUGUCGGCGGACGACGGAGACGAUAGCAAUAGCAAGGAGUUCAUCACAAUCAAGGUCACCAAUCCGGACUCGACGGUCGAGGAUGGCAAGACGGUGGCGGUGGAGCAGUGCGAGAAGAACGGCCAGAACACGACGGCGACGGAUGGCGAGGGGGACGAUGGCCACGAGACGACCAUGGGGCCGCACCACGAGCACGGCAAGCUGUUCAAUUACGUUAAGGUCGGCACACUGCUCGUCGUUUGGCUCUUCUUCACCGGGUUCCUGAUGUCGGUACACGAGAAGGAACUGUGGCCACGCCAGCUGUCCGUGCCGGAGGGAAACAAUCGGACGUACAUAUUGCCCGAAGCGCCACCGUUCUCUAGGAUUGGGAUUUACCUAAGAGGUGCCUUCCUGAGUGAUCAACAUCACAACAAUACGGACACGUACGUCUCGGUUAACCUGCAGCUGCUCUAUCUAGCGAACGACAACUCCAACUCGAGCUACCUGCAGGAACACACGGAGAACAUCACCCACGCCUGGAUGGUGCCGAUACCGGACAGCCUGGAAAAGAUCGAUACGAUGGAUGAGAUCAGCCGCAAGCACGUGUUCGACAUCGGUCCCGUCGCACACCAGAAGGUAGCGAGCGGGAAGGCGGUGGUGCGCGUGCGCAUGGCCUCCAACCUCGCCGGUGACUUCCCGACCAAGUUCACCUACGAUCCGACGCCGAUGGACACCGAGACGGGCGUGAUCUACGCGGCGAUCGUCCUGCUCGGCCUGUACGUCCUCAUCAUCUGGGAGAUCGUCCACCGGACGUUUGCGGCCAUCAUCGCAUCCACGCUCGCCAUCGGUGUGCUGGCGGCCAUGAACGAGCGACCCAGCAUGCCCAAGCUGAUCUCGUGGAUCGACGUCGAAACGCUGCUGCUGCUGUUCGGAAUGAUGAUCCUGGUGGCGAUCCUCUCGGAGACCGGCAUCUUCGAUUAUCUGGCCGUGUACGCGUACCAGGUCACGAACGGCAAGGUGUGGCCGCUGGUGAACUGUCUGUGCAUCUUUACGGCGGUACUGUCCUCGUUCCUGGACAACGUUACCACCGUGCUGCUGAUGACACCGGUUACGAUACGACUGUGCGAGGUGAUGGAGUUAAAUCCGGUGCCGGUGCUGAUGUCGAUGGUGAUCUACUCGAACGUCGGUGGUACACUGACGCCGGUCGGAGACCCUCCGAACGUCAUCAUCGCCUCGAACAGUUACAUCGCGAAGAAUGGAGUUAACUUUGCCACCUUCACGCUGCACAUGGCCAUACCGAUCUUCUUCGUGAUGAUCACCACCUACUUCCAGCUGCGUAUGAAGUUUAAGAACAUCAACGACCUCCGGUUCAGCGAGCCGCAGGACGUGCAGGAGAUUCGACACGAGAUUGCCGUAUGGCAGCGGGCGGCCGCCUCGCUAUCCUCGUACUCGAAGGAUGAGGAUCUGGUGCGCGAGACGCUUCUCAAGAAGGUGAACCGAUUGUCGCGCUCGCUGAAGAAGAAGCUCGUCUCCGGCUCGGUACCAGUCGAAAGCUACAAGGCUACGCUAGAAGAAAUGAAACGGAAGUACCCCAUCCGCAGCAAGACCCUGCUGGUGAAGUCGGCCAUCACGUUGGCGUUCGUGAUCACGUUCUUCUUCCUGCACUCGGCACCGGACAUACAGAAACUGUCCCUCGGCUGGACCGCACUGCUCGGUGCACUGCUUCUACUGAUUCUGGCCGAUAGGGAAGACAUCGAAUCCGUUAUUGCACGCGUCGAAUGGUCCACCCUGCUGUUCUUCGCUGCCUUGUUCAUCCUGAUGGAGGCACUGGCCGAGCUGGGGCUUAUCGAUUGGAUUGGCAAGCAGACGGAGAAUGUGAUCCUGUCCGUGUCGGAAGAAUCUCGGCUCGCUGUGGCCAUCCUGAUCAUUCUUUGGGUAUCCGCGUUUGCAUCUGCCUUCGUUGACAAUAUUCCACUCACCACGAUGAUGGUGAAGAUUGCCAUCGGUCUUGCCGAGAAUGAGACACUGGAUCUGCCACUGCAGCCCCUCGUGUGGGCCCUUGCCCUCGGAGCUUGCUUAGGAGGUAACGGUACACUGAUCGGUGCCUCCGCCAACGUUGUGUGUGCCGGUGUUGCUGAGCAGCACGGUUAUAGAUUUACGUUCAUAGAAUAUUUCAAGGUCGGUUUCCCAGUGAUGGUCGGUAGCGUAAUUGUCUCUACCAUCUACCUAAUGUUUGCCCACGUGGUCUUCACCUGGCACUAAGUAGCUCCCCCCGAGCCCCACAUCCAACGAUGGUUGCUGCCGUAACCCCAAACCGGGGGUUGACUGGAUCGAUCCCGAAAUCCUCCAAAAACCCCACGUGCGUGUGUGUCUUGAGUGUAGCAUUUAAGUGUAGCAAAAUGGGACAUAGGAGGGUAAACUCGAGGCAAAGAAGGUGUGCUUGUGUGUGAGUUGCCAUUACAAAAUUCUGUAAUGCCGUUGGACUUCCGGGGUAACAAGGCACCACCCGGAAACCGUCGUGUUGUGCUGUGCGCGAAAAUGUCCCGAGCUUUGCGGUGGGGUCACCAAUAGAAAACAAAGAAAAACCCGCAGUUAUUUAUGUGAUAGUUUCUACGGUAAAGCAUUUUUCAAGAGUCAUGCCCACCCCAUCCCUGUACAAGCGCCCGAAUGUGUGAACAGGAUUCGCCACGAAACCCCCAACAGCAGCAUACGAUCGCCCUUCCCGUACCGAAGUGAUGCCACCUUCCACGUGCAAUAUUUACCAAGAUCAAUUACACGUCCCAAGAUUACGAUCAUACAUAACACUAGAACCAUGGUGGAAAGUGUAAUCCCGUUAAAGAAUCCCCAAGCCACAGUGCACGCAUUAUCUAGUGCAUGCCAUAAUGUGAUAAACUUUACCAGAAUGAAUUAGUAACCCCGAUUUGAUUGGAGUACACCGUAAUUUGAAGAAAAGAGUCCUUGUGAGCACUACUGAAUACUACUCUUAUUCGUUACAAUCAUAAAAUACAACUAUCGAGCUAUAGCUCUGUAAGCUUGAAGGGGAAAAAGCUGGUAGGUUAAAUAGAGUAAAAAGUAGAGAAGUUUGGGUGGAUCGAAAACCACCCAGCACAAGAACCAAAACGACUCUAGGCAACAUUUGCUGUCAAAUGGCAUGCAUUUGCUGCACCUUUCCUCAAUCCAAUCCAAACCCCAAAUUUCCGCCACACCAAGCGGAGUGUAAGUCAAUUUGAGUGUCGAUAGCUACAAAAAAAAGAAAUGGGAAAGAGUAUGGGAGGAAAAUACAAAACUAUAAGGAUAACGGUAGAAUCUGUUUGAAAAACAAAUCUAAAAAUAUACACUACCACUAUAAGAACACACUACCAACAAUGAACCAUUUAUCUAAGGGCUUAAAAAACGGAAUCAUGGGGGCAUUACGCCAUUGGUUUGGGAGUUCACAUCAGUGCGGAAGGAGUGCGGGGAACAUGACAAAGGGCGAGCGAUCCAUUUGGUACCGGAUAGCGGUACCCUCAACGACCACAUACAAGCUGUAGGUUAUUCUUCACGUGUUUAUGGUAGAAAAAUGUUAAAUUGUUAAAUGCCAUUGGGGUACAAGUAGCUGGCCACCAAAACCCAAGCAUAAUCCUUUCAAUUUUUGCAAUGGUCUGCUUGCCCAUUUUUACGUUGACAUUAUUAUGCAUAGGUUUCUUUCCGGCAAAGAUUCAUAUAUUCAUGAGUGUUCCCUUUGGUGAGAAACUGUUUCAUUUUAUUUCGAAUUUCAGCAUUUUUAGCAUUAUUUCAUGAAUUGCUGUAAAAAAAGAAAACUAAGCGCAACAUGUGUCAGAGAUCAUUCGGAAUGAAUAAAGGAAGAAAAACAUAAAACAGCACACAACAUGCAAAAGACAUUCCAAAAACACCCGGGCACCCAGUGCUCCCUUUGGGUGGCGCGAGACGAACAGGGAAAGAAUAGAUCGUUCAAAGCGUGCAAAGAGAAGAUGUGGUGUAGGAUAACAACAAAACGAUAAAAAAAAACUUGCUAUUCAAAGUAGCGACGCAAGAUUAGUAGAAGGAAAGAAAAAAAAAGAUAAAAACGAAGGUUUUGUACGCAUGUAAAAGUAUGUAACUGAAUGCCUCACCUCCAUC
This is a messenger RNA of Anopheles coustani, 5863 nucleotides long. RefSeq names its product P protein (gene hoe1). Gene Ontology annotation, biological process: transmembrane transport. NCBI's taxonomy places the organism in Eukaryota, Metazoa, Arthropoda, Insecta, Diptera, Culicidae. The transcript has 12 exons. Gene Ontology annotation, cellular component: membrane. Bases 1529 to 4006 code for a protein of 825 amino acids. The record is from RefSeq and is a predicted model, not a curated record.